AAAAUCUCAUUUAUCUAUAAAACUAAAAUAUAUGAAUUUAAAUUAUUGUGGAUAAUCUUAUUGCUACAAAUUCAAUUUUAAUGAUUAAUAUAAACUACAGUAUAGUGAACAUAUUAAUUUGGAGAAGACAAAUGAAAGAUCAAAACAUAACCUAUAUUAUUCACGAAAACACUGUCACAAUUCACAAUCGGCACUAAAAUGUCAAAUGGAUACAUUUUUCAUUAUUAUAAUAUUCAUCAAGGUAUAUCAGCUUCUGACAUGAGUUAAUGUUAAGACUUUACAGACAGCAAUAAAUUAAAAAUGAAAGAACCCAAAAAACACUAAACCGAAUGAUUAAUUGACCAGAACAUUGUUGUAAAUAUUUUAAAAAUGGAUUCCACAAACAUAAUGGUGAUAGAAGUCCUCCAGGCAGCUGCUAGUCAAAAUCCGGACAUACUCAAACCGGCUGAAGCGAAACUAAAAGAAUGGGAAACUCAUCCUGGAUUUUACACCACGUUGUUCCAGGUGAUAUCAAAUCACACUAUCGAUGUAAACGUUCGUUGGAUGGCUGUACUUUAUAUGAAAAUCGGCGUUGAUAAAUAUUGGAGGAGGAAUUCCCCUAAUGCGAUCGCCGAAGAGGAGAAGUUUAACAUCAAGCAAGGCCUCUUGAGCAAUUUCACCGAACCGGUCAAUCAAAUAGCCGUUCAAAAAGCUGUUUUAAUAUCGAAAAUCGCCCGGUGCGAUUGCCCCAAAGAAUGGCCCGAUCUGUUCCCCACUCUUUUAUCCGCAGUGGAGAGCGCCGAUAGUCUCAUCCAGCACAGAUCUCUUUUAACGCUACAUCACGUCGUCAAAGCGAUUUCCUCGAAAAGGUUAGCCGGAGACCGGAGGAUAUUUUACGAGUUUACGUUAAACAUUUACAAUUUUAUUUUAAAUUUAUGGAAUAAUUACACGGAAGCGUUCGUUAGGGACAUUUCUCACAACGCCGGCGCGGACGUGAUCACUGUUAAUUUAGAGAAAGCUUUAUUAACGCUUAGAAUUUUAAGGAAAUUGUCUGUGUUCGGUUUCUACAAGCCGCACGAAAGCGACAGCUGCAUGUCUUUUCUGAAGAUCAUAUUUCAGAAGGCGAAAAUCAUCCUGCAGUGCCGCAAACAACUCAAAGGCAAAGGGAUCUACGUGCUCGAACUCUGCGAAAAAUUCAUCAUCCACCUGACUAAAAUUUUACUAUCGGUUCUCGAUAUGCAUCCCAUAUCGUUCAUCGAAUUUAUCGAACCUACGUUAGAUUUCACGUUCUACUAUCUCUUUACCGACGAAGGUAUCAAUUUCGUGUUUGAACGAUUCGUUAUUCAGUGUUUUAACUUAAUCAAAAACAUUCUCAUGUGCUUGGAAUAUAAAUCGGUGAAAACCGACACGAGCAAGUACCCCGAAACCAUAAAGGCUCAAAAAAUGAAGCAGGCGUUCUUCCAACCCGACAGAGUUUCCGAUAUGUGCAGGAAACUGAUAGGACAUUAUUUCCUUCUGACGCAGGACGAAUUAGACAUGUGGGAUUCGGACCCCGAGGAAUUUUCCAACGACGAAAGCGGAGACAGUUGGAAGUACAGUUUGAGGCCUUGCACCGAUACAGUAUUCGUGUCGUUGUUCCACGAAUACAGGGAGUACCUGAAGCCUGUAUUAUUAGAAUUAAUCGCCGAAACCAACGCUAUCGUACCUCCUAACGACAUACAAGGCAUUUUAAAAAAAGAUGCAGUUUACAACGCCGUAGGACUGUGCGCUUUCGAUCUAUUCGACGAGGUAGACUUCGAUUCCUGGUUCACGAACACCUUAUAUCAAGAAUUGAAAAUUAAAGACAACAACUACAGGGUGAUCAGGAGACGAGUGACGUCCCUGUUCGGCCGUUGGAUAGGUAUAAAAUUAUCUACGGAACUAAGGCCCGUUUUGUACGAAUGCAUUAACAAUUUACUGGAUCCGAAAGAAGACAUGGCAGUGAGACUAACGGCCGCGUCGACUCUGCGGUACGCCAUAGACGAUUUCGAAUUCAACUGCGAGCAAUUCAAAGAUUACAUGUACAACGCGUUUAAUCUGCUGUUUGCCCUGUUGAAGGAAUCGAAGGAAUGCGAAACUAAAAUGCAGGUCUUGAACGUCAUGACGUUGUUGUUGGAACGGAUGGGCAACGUCCUGCAAAACGAACUGGAUUCACUGCUGCAAUACCUCCCGUACCUUUGGCAGGAAUCCGAGGAACACAACAUACUCAAGUGCGCCAUUGUGGCGACGCUCGUUCAAUUAGUUAAAGCCGUCGGGGGCGUGAAACCCGAAUUAUAUCCGUUCUUGUUACCAAUCAUACAAUUAGGAACGGAUGUAACCCAAAACGCGAUUGUAUACUUAUUAGAGGAUUGCCUGGAUUUGUGGCUGACGGUUUUGGAAUUCUCCUCAUCAAUGACGAACGAGCUGAUGCAAUUAUUCAACAACAUGCCCGCCCUGAUCGAGUACUCCACCGAGAAUCUACGCCAGUGCCUGAUAAUUUGCCUGGUGCAUUUGUUACUAGCGCCUGAGCUGGUCAUGCGAACGCAAGGGAUCCAAUUGAUACAAGUCUGCGACGGUAUAAUGUCGGAUUUGAAGAACGAAGGAGUUGUAAUGCUGCUGCGACUGGUCGAGACGUUUCUGCGAGCCUCUCCCGGACUGGGAGCCGAGUCGACGCUUCCCAUAUUGCCCAGGAUCUUCGAGAAGGUGUACAACGCGCGAGAAGAGUACCAAAUGUUGAUGUCGAUGAGCCUGUGCAUCGUGUCCAGGGUUCUGUUGUCGUCUCACGAGAUAUUCACGCGCGUGCUGAAUAAAUUGGCGCAAGAUAACGAGGAAACCGAGCAGGCUACGCUAGGAACGCUGCUGGACAAGUGGCUGGAUAAAAUGAGGAACGUGUCCCAGCCGGAUCAUCGGAAACUCUUGGGACUGGCGCUCGUUAGUUUGUUGACCACUCAAAGUGCUCUGGUGUUGGAAAGGUUUCCGCUGGUGAUGCUGAAUGUUUUAGAGGCUCUAAACGAUAUUACGAAGGAGGAGAACGGGGUUUUGGUGGAUUCUCUCGUAUUGACCGAGGGGCAAAGCCCUAGCGAUUUUGAAGAUAACGACGGGUAUUACGAAACCGAUCACAACCAAAGAAAAAAGCAGCUGGUUCUGUCCGAUCCCGUUCAUACUAUAGCUUUGAAGGAUUACCUCCAGUCUCAAAUGUUCGCUUUAAAAAACCAAGUCGGUUUGCAGCAAUACGAGUAUUUGUUACAAAGCGUCGACGAGGAUACUUUAUCGCAACUUAAAGAUUACAUAACAUUUUAAACAAUCGAUAUAAAGAUAAUACCACUUUUUAAAAGCAAGAAAGCUGUAUAAAAGAUUUUUUUUUAAUUUGGUCAACAAUUGGUAACGUGAAUUCAAUUUUUGUUAUAAUAUUAUUGUAAUUAUAUACCUUCUAAGUUUUAUAAAUAAAUAAUGUUCAAUUAUUUAGGGUAUAAUUUAAUUUUCC
Phyllotreta striolata is the source of this 3481-nucleotide messenger RNA. NCBI's taxonomy places the organism in Eukaryota, Metazoa, Arthropoda, Insecta, Coleoptera, Chrysomelidae. The record is from the annotation of a GenBank genome assembly.